AUGGUCUCCCUCGCUCCUUUCGUCCUGAAGCGGCCUUGGCUGACCAAGAUGCUGACGCCCGCCGCCAAUUGGUACGCCAACGCUGCCGGAUACCGCCAGCUCGGUCUGAGAUACGACGACCUCCUCGAGGAGGAAAGCGAAGCCAUGCAAAUCGCCCUCUCGCGCCUCUCCGCCAAGGAGGCCUACGAGCGCGUCUACCGCAUCCGCCGCUCCGUCCAGUGCAGCACCAUCCACAAGCUGCUCCCCAAGGACCAGUGGACCAAGCCCGAGGAGGAUGUUCCCUACCUGCGAAACAUCCUGGCACAAGUCCAGGACGAGCUCGCCGAAAAGGACGCCCUCGACUCCAUGACCGUCAUCAAGAAGCACUAA
Messenger RNA from Trichoderma citrinoviride, 369 nucleotides. RefSeq names its product 14 kDa subunit of cytochrome bd ubiquinol oxidase. Bases 1 to 369 code for a protein of 122 amino acids. The record is from RefSeq and is a predicted model, not a curated record. Gene Ontology annotation, biological process: mitochondrial electron transport, ubiquinol to cytochrome c. NCBI's taxonomy places the organism in Eukaryota, Fungi, Ascomycota, Sordariomycetes, Hypocreales, Hypocreaceae. The transcript has 3 exons.